Molecule: messenger RNA, 2011 nt
Organism: Phragmites australis (common reed)
Lineage: Eukaryota; Viridiplantae; Streptophyta; Magnoliopsida; Poales; Poaceae
Product: protein SUPPRESSOR OF K(+) TRANSPORT GROWTH DEFECT 1-like
Exons: 3
Coding region: 240-839 (199 amino acids)
Biological process (GO): vacuole organization; endosomal transport
Molecular function (GO): ATP hydrolysis activity; ATP binding
Source: RefSeq, a predicted model, not a curated record
AAAAGCAGCCCAAACACGCUUCUCCUUUCUCCUCCCCUACUCCGUCUUCGUUCCCCUUUCCCCCUCCGCAUCCCGUCUCCUCCCCACCGCGUCAAACCCCACGACGAAGCUACCGCCGCCGCCCCUCUCCUCCCCUCCCGGAUCCACCUCGCCCGCGCCCAAUCCGCGGCCUCCCCCGCCGAUCCCCCCUUCGAUCCGCCGGUGCCCGCCGCAAAGGCGGCUCCUUUGGGCCUCCCUCGAUGUACAGCAACUUCAAGGAGCAGGCGAUCGAGUACGUGAAGCAGGCUGUCCAGGAGGACAAUGCCGGCAACUACGUCAAGGCCUUCCCGCUCUACAUGAACGCGCUCGAGUACUUCAAGACGCACCUCAAGUACGAGAAGAACCCCAAGAUCAAGGAGGCCAUCACCGCCAAGUUCACCGAGUACCUCCGCCGCGCUGAGGAGAUCCGGGCGGUCCUCGAUGAGGGCGGCGCGGGGCCGGGGGCCAACGGCGGGGACGCGGCCGUCGCCACGCGGCCCAAGACCAAGGGCAAGGACGGGGACGCCGGCGGCGGCGGGGACGACUCCGAGCAGUCCAAGCUGAGGGCGGGGCUCAACUCCGCCAUCAUCACCGAGAAGCCCAACAUCAAGUGGAACGACGUCGCGGGCCUGGAGAGCGCCAAGCAGGCGCUGCAGGAGGCCGUCAUAUUGCCCGUCAAGUUCCCGCAGUUCUUCACAGGCAAGCGGAGGCCAUGGAGGGCUUUUCUUUUGUAUGGCCCCCCAGGAACAGGAAAGUCUUAUUUGGCUAAAGCUGUCGCAACUGAGGCUGAUUCUACGUUCUUCAGGCAAGAGAGCUUUUAGCUCAAAAACAAAAAACUAGGAAAGUUGUCCCUUGAAAGGUGUGUCCUAAGAUAGCAACUCUUACAUUCGUUUUGAGUGUACCUUUUAUGUGUAGCCUAGAGUACCUUCCAUGUAAUCCAUCAGCAUCCCAAAGUUCGAGAGAGCUUCACUUUUUGGUCAUCUGCUGCAUCUGGAGUUUCCUUCUGGUGUUUAGUAUUCUUCUCAGAGUAUUCAUUGUAUGAUAUGCUCAAAGGUCUACAGUUUGACAGGUGUAACAAUCUAUGGUUGUUUGAAAGGGAAAUUGUAAAAUCAGUUACAACUCUAUCACUUGUGGUUUCCUUGGUAUACUGUCAAUGCUUAUUUCAUGGUAGAAUUGGUUGUCUUGAUGUCCUGCUAACAUCGUUGUUUUGUUGGCCAUGUAUUCAUUUUGGGUAACAAUAUAUGGUUGUUUGAAAGGGAAAUUGUAAAAUUUGUUACAACUCUAUCAAGUGUGGUUUCCUUGUUAUACUGCCAAUGCUUAUUUCAUGGAAGAAUUGGUUGUCUUGAUGUCCUGUUAACAUUGUUGUUUUGUUGGCCAUGUAUCCAUUUUGGGUACUUUGAAAUAUGGCCAUCCAUAAUUUCAUAGCAUGUGCUAUCUGAAUAAGCUCUUACUGUUAGCUUGUCUUGACCUAGACGUGAUGGCUAUCUUUCUCGAUGGCACAUAGGACUCUAGCUCAGCCUUGAACAUUGUAGCCAAAAAUUUAGGUUAUCCCCUGCCCCCAGUUUAUCGGUGAUCAAUAUGUCAUGCAGCUUGAACAUUGAAGGCAUGUCGCUCAUCUUUUAAAUGUAAUGGUUUUCUGUUUAUCAGUUUAUCAUAAUGAUAUAGGUGGUCAUCAACUUCCUAGUUCGUAGUGGGUAGUUGUAGAUAUGACCUUGCAUGAGGAACAGACAUCUUUUAUAUUUAGCAUAGCCAAAAUCAUUCAUUAGUUUAUUGCCGGACCAAAAAAUAUUUUUACUCCCUCUUCGUAGUGGGUAGUUGUAGAUAUGACCUUGCAUGAGGAACAGACAUCUUUUAUAUUUAGCAUAGCCAAAAUCAUUCAUUAGUUUAUUGCCGGACCAAAAAAUAUUUUUACUCCCUCUACUUUUUUUUUGUAUAAGGUGUAUAUUGAUUUGACACAGCCACAGAGGUAUUAAGGAGGUUUGAGAAAAUGAUG